UAUUUUGACUGUCGUAAAAGUAAGUGGUGCAGUGAUGGACAGCAGCGCUCAGGCUUAGUCUAUGGUUUCCCGAACGCAGCGGACUGUCACGGUGCAGAGUCGACAAGAUUUUUGAAGAUAUAACUAGCUAGCUAGACGUUUUGAACAUCAUGGACGGCUCUGGAGACGAGUUUAUGAAGUACCGUUCACCGCUGGUGUCACGGUAUGCCAGCAAGGAAAUGGCCUACAACUUCAGUGACAGAAAGAAAUUCACGACCUGGAGGAAGCUUUGGAUCUACCUGGCCAAAGCUGAAAAGGCCCUGGCCUUGCCCAUCACCGAUGCCCAGGUGGCAGAGAUGGAGAGCCACAGGGAGGACAUUGACUUUGCCAUGGCGGCGGAGGAGGAGCGCAGGCUGAGGCAUGAUGUGAUGGCCCACGUCCACACCUUUGCCCACUGCUGCCCCUCCGCUGCUCCCAUCAUCCACCUGGGCGCUACCUCCUGCUACGUUGGAGACAACACGGAUUUGAUCAUGCUGCGUGAUGGCUUUGACAUUCUGCUCCCCAAGCUUGCCCGUGUGGCAGACAGGCUGGUGAACUUUGCUGAGAAGUAUGCUGACCUCCCAACUCUAGGAUUCACACACUACCAACCAGCCCAGUUAACCACGGUGGGCAAGCGGGCCUGUCUGUGGCUGCAGGAUCUGACCAUGGACAUGAGGAACCUUCAGCGUGCCCGCGACGACCUGCGUUUCCGGGGGGUCAAAGGAACCACGGGCACACAGGCUAGCUUCCUGCAGCUCUUCCAGGGGGACCAUGACAAGGUGGAUGAGCUGGACAGGAUGGUCACAGAGAUGGCCGGCUUCAAAAAAGCCUACCUGGUUACGGGGCAGACGUACAGCCGGAAGGUGGACGUGGACUCGCUGGCCAGUCUGGCAAGCCUGGGCGCCUCCAUCCACAAGAUCUGCACUGACAUCCGCCUGCUGGCUAACCUGAAGGAGAUAGAGGAGCCCUUUGAGAAAGAGCAGAUUGGGUCCAGUGCCAUGCCCUACAAAAGGAACCCGAUGCGGGCGGAGCGCUGCUGUAGCCUGGCUCGCCACCUGAUGGCGCUGAUCUCUGACCCCCUGCAGACUGCUGCCGUCCAAUGGCUGGAGAGGACACUGGACGACAGCGCCAACAGGAGGAUCUCUCUCCCUGAGUCCUUCCUGACCGCUGACAUCAUCCUCAGCACUCUGCAGAACAUCACCGAGGGCCUGGUGGUCUACCCCAAGGUGAUUGAGAGACACAUCCGCCAUGAGCUACCCUUCAUGGCCACAGAGAACCUCAUCAUGGCUAUGGUGAAGGCUGGAGGCAACAGACAGGACUGCCACGAGAAGAUCCGGGUGCUGUCCCAGCAGGCGGCCGCUGUGGUCAAGCAGGAGGGCGGGGACAACGACCUCCUGGCCAGGGUCCAGGCCGACCCCUACUUCACCCCCAUCCUGGGCCAGCUGGACUCCCUCCUGGACCCCACCACCUUCAUUGGCCGCGCCCCACAGCAGGUGAGACACUUCCUGGACGAGGAGGUGCGCCCCCUGUUGGAGCCCUACAGGGCAAAGAUGGACGUCCAGAUAGAGCUGGAGCUCUGAGCCACCCCCCCUCAGACACUCCUCGUGUGAUUGGUCUGUUAGACGGAUGAGUGCGUUAGUGUCAUGUUCUCAGUCACACCCUGGUGAUUAGUGGCACAUGGUAAAAACGUAUACCAAUUUCCUUCCCCAUUUUACCACCAGCGUUCAGAGUCAUUUGUCAGUGUCUUUGCUGUGUGCCAUUAAUAUGGAGUAUAGUGGUGAUGCCCAGGUGUCACCCGGGCUGACGGGGCUUCCACAGCGCAGGGUGGAAGGUACACACACUCACACAUGCGCACACACACUCACACAUACUCACACUCACACACAUACCAAGUGAGCCUUUGUCAUGAGCAGCCUUGUACUGUGCAACAAUAAAAUUCUCCCAAUCCUAAAAACAUGUGUGAUGUUCUGAUCCACUGAGUCAGUUCUCUGCCCCCUGCUCAGGGGGUUCUGGAACCUCAUAGCCUUGGUCAUGAUCUCUACUCAGACCAUCAUAACAUGGAUGUGAUGGGGAACUGAUUAAUGACUAACUGCAGUAGUGUGACUAAUGUGACAGGAAAAGGGAGCAUGUUGGUGAGAAUCGUGCGUAAAAAUACAGGUGCAUCUCAAUCAAUUAGAAUAUCAAAAAGUUGAUUUAUUUCAGUACUUUGACUCUAAAAGUGAAACUCCUAUAUUAUAUAGAUUCAUUACACACAGACUGAUAUAUUUCAAGUGUUUAUUUAUUUUAAUUUUGAUGAUUAUAACUGACAGCUAAUGAAAGCCCCAAAUUCAGUAUCUCCAAAUAUUUGAAUAUUACCUGAGACCAAUAAAAAAAGAUCAAUUCAAUACGGUCAAUUUACGGGUAACCCGUGAAGUAGGAAUUCAAUCUUUUAUAAAAUAUGAUCUCCGGCCUGAUUGGCUCAGUCAGAGUUUCGCCACAUAGACUGCCACAAGCUGACAGUGCAGAGAAAAGGCUGAGGCAGCAACGCGGUGGCGCCCGCCUGAGUGUGGAGUUGCGGACGAUCGGCGUGGCCGUAGGACCCUCUGUGGAGGAGCAUGAUGCCGGUGGACUGUUGUAACGACAGAGAAACUGAAUGACUGUAUUGUAAUAUGCUAAUCUGAAUGUAUCGAUGUUUAUAGUUCAGGUAUAAACAGUUAUAUUGUCA
Molecule: messenger RNA, 2722 nt
Organism: Hypomesus transpacificus
Lineage: Eukaryota; Metazoa; Chordata; Actinopteri; Osmeriformes; Osmeridae
Gene: adsl
Product: adenylosuccinate lyase
Exons: 13
Coding region: 150-1598 (482 amino acids)
Biological process (GO): 'de novo' AMP biosynthetic process
Cellular component (GO): cytosol
Molecular function (GO): (S)-2-(5-amino-1-(5-phospho-D-ribosyl)imidazole-4-carboxamido) succinate lyase (fumarate-forming) activity; N6-(1,2-dicarboxyethyl)AMP AMP-lyase (fumarate-forming) activity
Source: RefSeq, a predicted model, not a curated record